AUGGCUGUCGAUUACAUCAACUCCGCCGAACAGACCAUGACGCUGGUACGGUCUAUCGCAGCCCACCUCGCUGAAGAACCCAACCUCCCCGCCCCUGAAAAUCUCACGCGCGGUGAAGUGGAUGCAUGGAUCAGAGCGCUGGACACUGGAAUCAAUGGUCGAGUGAUCGAUAUGCUUGCCCUACCUGUUCUGGAGUGUUUGCUAUACAAGCGAAAUCUUGUCUGGAAAGUCAAUCAUUUGCGACGAGCCCCUUGUGAGAAGUUCCGGCCCGUCAUUGUCAACCCCUGGAUUUCUGCUGAGGGCGUUCCUUCCAACCACAACCAAUUGCCUUGGAUUCCGGGUGAUCGUCUUCGACGUGUUGAGAUCAACGGCGAUGCAGAAGAUCCUGCGGACCCAGACGAGGACGCCACUGCCGCAGACCAAGAUGAUGACAUGGAAGAAGAAUUUACAGAGAUCGAUGGAGAAGGCACACAGCUCGACUCACCACACAACAUCGACACAGACAAAGAUUCUACUUUAACCACCCAACAAAGUCUUGAUGAACAAGACGACACUGUGCUGCUCGAUACUGUAGCAGCCGAGACUGUUCAAGAUAUAAGAUCGCCCUCUGUCAACGAUGAGAAUAUCGCCAUGCAAGACGUACUCGAGCAGAACGACUCUACAGCUGGCAGCUCCACACCUAGCGACACCGAAAACGAGAAGCCAACUCAACCUACCUCCCCAGACAGCGAAGAAGAUUCGAACCCUGCCUCCGAUGAUGAGGGCCGAACAAAUUGGUGCAUCUGUAACGGCGAAUAUACUGGAAGCACCAUGAUCGAGUGCAAGAACUGCGAAGACCCUCAUUGCAAAGGAAAGUGGUUCCAUACAGCAUGCGUCGAGCUGGUGAGACCACCUGCUGAGAAUGUGGAUUGGUACUGUAAGGACUGUCGUAAGAAGCUCAGACUUGGUGUCUACAGUAAUGGCUGUGUCGACAAAGAUAGGAAGCCCAACCAAGCCACUGGAAGAACCAGGAAGCGUUAA
This is a messenger RNA of Aureobasidium namibiae CBS 147.97, 1020 nucleotides long. RefSeq lists its product as uncharacterized. The record is from RefSeq and is a predicted model, not a curated record. Gene Ontology annotation, biological process: regulation of DNA-templated transcription. Bases 1 to 1020 code for a protein of 339 amino acids. The transcript has 2 exons. NCBI's taxonomy places the organism in Eukaryota, Fungi, Ascomycota, Dothideomycetes, Dothideales, Saccotheciaceae.